UUCUGCUAACAAACGCCGCCCUCUCCAGAACGUCUAUUUCUUAUUUCUCAAUUCUCCUCCAGAAAGAAUGCUUAUCCUACACCCCUCCACAUCUCUUCUUCUUCAUUUUCCCGCCAUAUCGACUACUCCCUCCCAUUUUCAACCAUUCAAAGAGAACAUAUAAAAUGCCCAAAUUGUACUCGAGCAGAAAGUUUUGAUAAAGAAGAUGUGAUGAUGAUUAUCACUCUGAAGGAAAUGAAGACGAAAGGAUUGAAAAGAAGCAAAAGCUUUUCGCACAGGAUUUCUUCCAUGGAUAACCAUCUUCAAAGUUACAUUCAACAUGAAAAAUGUUUUCUGGAAGCUCAAGUUCUCGGAAUUGGCAAACAAUGGAUUAUGACAUCCUUGUCAAGAUUUUUACGGUCCUCAACCUUACAGAUAUGGUUUUUGGUGUUUCUCGAGUUUGUAAGUCAUGGCGUUUUGCUUGUCGUGAUCCACUUCUUUGGGCGACACUUAAUUUGAAUAGGUUGAAGGCUAACUCCGCUGACAUUCUCCCCUCAGAAACUUGUGCUUUGUUGGAUAACCAGUCUAGUUGGUGGAGAGUAAUGUGUAUCUUGAAGAAUGCUUUCAAUCUCGGUUGCAAUAAUGUGACGCGGUUGAUUUUCCAUUACUCAAUGUAUAUCAAUGAUGAGCACUUGGUCUAUGCAGCUAUAAGGUUCCCCAGAGUCAAACAUCUUGUUUUACCACCUUGUAAUCAGAUUACAGUGGAUGGAUUUCAUGCUGCUAUCCAGAGGUGGCAAGAGCUUGUGUCUUUGAUUGUUCCAUACAUCUGUAGUCCCUCUAAGAUAAUGCAGAUGAUAAGCGCCAACUGCAAAAACUUCUCGAUUCUAAAAGUAAUGCUCCCUUUUGACCUUGAAUUUGCUACUACCUUAUUUAUCUAUCUUCCAGGGCUUAAGGUAUUGAGUCUUCGGUCUGCAAUGGUAGAAAAAAAUGCUUUGACCAUUAUUUUGAAGCUCAUGGAUGGCCUGGAGAAGUUAAACUUAUCUCACUGCCGGCUCAUAGAAGUACCAAGAACUCCAGGUCCUGUCACCCUCUUCCGGGAAAUGGAUAAUUCAAUCAUCGCGAAAGCCUCACAUCUCAAGGAGUUUUGCUAUUGCCAGGAGCUGUCCUGCAGUAUCUGUUUGUUUGAGCAUACUGAUGAAAAUUUUCUCAGGUGGUAUGCCUAUGAUGAAGGACUUUGGCGGGAGGAUGAAAUAACUUCCCUUGCUUUUUGACAUGGGAAUCUAGAAAUUGCAUUUCUGGGUUCUAAGCUUAUCAUUAGAACUCAAACUAUAUAAAGAAAUGCUUUAAUAAAAUAACAGACAUUUUAGCAA
This is a messenger RNA of Pistacia vera, 1349 nucleotides long. Its product is annotated as F-box/LRR-repeat protein At3g48880-like. The transcript is spliced from 3 exons. The record is from RefSeq and is a predicted model, not a curated record. NCBI's taxonomy places the organism in Eukaryota, Viridiplantae, Streptophyta, Magnoliopsida, Sapindales, Anacardiaceae. Gene Ontology annotation, molecular function: protein binding. The coding region runs from base 327 to 1250 and encodes 307 amino acids.